AUGGCUGGGCAGUGCCAAGAAAGGCUGGGCAGUACCAGGCUCAGCUGGACACUGCCAGAACUAUCUGGUCAGUGCCAGGACUGGCUGGGCAGUAGUAGGCUCAGCUGGACAGUGCCAGGUAUGGCUGGGCAGUGCCAGGUAUGGCUGGGUAGUACGAGGCUCAGCUGGGCAGUGCCAGGCCCAACUAGGCAAUGCCAGGAGUGGCUGGGCAGUGCCAGGCCCAGCUGGACAGUGCCAGGCCCAACUAGGCAAUGCCAGGACUGGCUGGGCAGUGCCAGAACUGGCUGGGCAGUACUAGGCUCAGCUGGAAAAUGCCAGGCCCAACUAGGCAAUGCCAGAACUGGCUGGGCAAUGCCAGGACUGGCUGGGCAGUGCCAGACCGAGCUGGACAGAGUGGCUGGGCAGUGCUGGGCAUGGCUGGGUAGUACUAGGCUCAGCUGGACAGUGCCAGGACCAGCUGGACAGUGCCAGAACUGGAUGGGACGUGCCAGGAGUGUCUGGGCAGUGCCAGACCCGGCUGGGCAGUGCCAGGAGUGGCUGGGCAGUGCCAGAUCCAGCUGGGCAGUGCCAGGACCAGCUGGUCAGUGCCAGGCCCAACUAGGCAAUGCCAGACCUAGCUGGUCAGUACCAGAUGCAGCUGGGCAGUGCCAGGACCAGCUGGUCAGUGCUAGGAGUGGCUGGGCAGUACCAAGACUGGAUGGGCAGUGCCAGAACUGGCCAGGCAGUGCCAAGAAAGGCUGGGCAGUGCCAGGACUGGCUGGGCAGUGCCAGACCUGGCUGGGCAGUGCCAGGACCAUCUGGGCAGUGCCAGGCCCAGCCAGGAGAGCCGGGGCAGUGGUUUGGGGUGCUCAGGUGCAGAAGGCACAGACUGGUUCCUGUGUGUCACCUUUCCAGGCUGCAGUGGCGCGAGGGGCGCGGGAUUUCGCACAGCUCGGAGCCCGUGGCCGAAUUGGCGGCGUUGGGAUCGUGCAAGAACCUCCCCCAAGAGCCCUGGAAUGGGGCAGUGGGUAA
Melospiza georgiana is the source of this 1011-nucleotide messenger RNA. RefSeq lists its product as uncharacterized. The transcript has 2 exons. The record is from RefSeq and is a predicted model, not a curated record. NCBI's taxonomy places the organism in Eukaryota, Metazoa, Chordata, Aves, Passeriformes, Passerellidae. Bases 1 to 1011 code for a protein of 336 amino acids.